UGCAGGCCAUUGGUGGCUACUCUACUCGACCUUCACACUAGCCCCUUCUUCUUCUUCACUCGUCUCCUCAGACCUCUCCAUAUUCCCCUUUCUUGCAAAGCACAAAGGAACAGGAAUAGGAUUCAGCUCAGCUCAGCUUCACCACUGAAGAGAAUAUAAAGAUCUGAAGGAGGCAGGCAGGCAGGCAGGCAGACAGGCAAAGCCAAGUCAGGUCAGGUCAGGUCAUAGGAGAAGCUAGCAGCCAUGAGUACCAUGAAGUUUUGCCGUGAAUGUAACAACAUACUGUAUCCCAAGGAGGAUAGGGACCAGAAGAUUCUGCUCUAUGCUUGCAGGAACUGUGACCACCAGGAGGUUGCAGACAACAACUGUGUCUACCGUAAUGUGGUGCACCACAGCGCUGGGGAGUUCACCCAGGUGCUCCAGGAUGUCGCCGGUGAUCCGACUCUCCCUCGCACCAAAUCGGUCCGGUGCGCGGUCUGCGGCCAUGGCGAAGCCGUGUUCUUCCAGGCCACUGCCAGAGGGGAGGAAGGGAUGACGCUGUUCUUCGUCUGCUGCAACCCGAGCUGCGGUCAUAGAUGGAGAGAAUGAGAUCAUAUUUAGUCAACCAAGAAAAGAAACUCAUUGAAGCAAAUGAUCAGAGAGACAUGAUUUUUUUUUUCCCAUCCAAGGGAUCUUUCCAUAAUAGCAUGGACUGAUUGUAUGUUUAAGUUUUAAAAAUACAUUCAGGCAUCAAUGUUUUUCAGUAACAUCAGGAGGAAAACAAUCAAAGUCUACUAGGAUAAACAUUCCUGUGGUAGUCCGGUUUGUUCCUUAUAAACAAAGGGUGGAUGAGACAGUUUUCUUAAGUGUUUCGUUUCAUCUGCAAUUUUGCAGUAAUUUUGAGUAGACAAUCUUGCAGU
Molecule: messenger RNA, 899 nt
Organism: Oryza brachyantha (malo sina)
Lineage: Eukaryota; Viridiplantae; Streptophyta; Magnoliopsida; Poales; Poaceae
Product: DNA-directed RNA polymerases II, IV and V subunit 9B
Exons: 4
Coding region: 244-588 (114 amino acids)
Biological process (GO): maintenance of transcriptional fidelity during transcription elongation by RNA polymerase II; transcription-coupled nucleotide-excision repair; transcription initiation at RNA polymerase II promoter
Cellular component (GO): RNA polymerase II, core complex
Molecular function (GO): DNA-directed RNA polymerase activity; nucleic acid binding; zinc ion binding
Source: RefSeq, a predicted model, not a curated record